This is a messenger RNA of Dermacentor silvarum, 1508 nucleotides long. RefSeq lists its product as uncharacterized. The record is from RefSeq and is a predicted model, not a curated record. The transcript is spliced from 14 exons. NCBI's taxonomy places the organism in Eukaryota, Metazoa, Arthropoda, Arachnida, Ixodida, Ixodidae. Bases 284 to 1387 code for a protein of 367 amino acids.
GUCGUUACCCUAAGCGGAGAGUACAAUGUAUUUCUGCUGCUCUGCGUUCAGUGUUCUGUGCUAGCGCGCCAAGAUCAAGCGUUUGGUUCAUAGAGUUUUGUUUGGCUAGUUUGGUCCGCUGGUUUGAUCGUUGUUCGAAACGUUGUUGCCUCACGCGAUUGGCUUAGGCCCCGCGACGUUGUCAGGCGCGUCAGCGUUAGAGAAUAAAUCGAGAGGCGCAACCUUAGUUAGAUUUUAACGUUCCAACAACUCGCGCAGUUCCGAACACAACUAAUCGGCAAGCAUGUCAGCCACUUUCGUAAGAUGCCAGCCCCAAAGGAAAGAGUCUCAACUGCUGAUCAAAAACCUGGAACUACUGUGCAUAGAUCCGCUACAUGGUGCAGGAUUUAAAGAAGAAGACUUCCGAGGCAAGAAUGCUUCCACCACCAUUCAACACGUGCUUCAUGGUCUCUACUGUGCCUAUGACAAGAAGGCAGCACAAAAGAACUUGAAAAAAGUCUGGCCAGUCAAGCCUGGGGAGCCUGACAAAGAGUUCCGUGCAGCAAUUUUCACCUGGAUCUCAACACUGCAGGAGAACCCCAUUGCUGCCCCGUUCCUUCAAGGAUUCAGCGCAGCUCUCCUGCUGCGCCCAGGAACACCACAGUACUCAAUGUUCCUGACUGGGCUGUCCACCUUUGUGCUUCAAGACAGGCUAAAGGAUAAGAUAGAGCUGGCCAGUGACUUCAGUCAUGAAGCUUUGCCUCUAAAUGUUAUGAAGUUUUCCACGCAGGAAAAUAAGUCCAGCUGUGUCACUUCGCAAAAGCAACUCAGUGAAAUUGAAGCAGACUAUGCAGAUCAGGAAAGACACUUGAAAGAAUUGCUGUCGAACUUAAACCUGUCACUGCGGACAUUGAAAGCUGAGGUGGAGAAGCCUGAUGAGUCCUUUGAAAGGCUGACACAGAUCCAUAAGGAACUACGUGAUCAGAACGAACUGAUUUCGACAAGAAUGGGGCAAAUUGAAGAGCACUGUGCACUGAUGGAUGGAAUCAUUACAAUUAAUCUGGUUGGAGGACUUGAAAAGUGCAACGCAAUCAUCGACCAGUUUCUUAAAGGAUACGAUAAAAAAACCUGUGAAGAACAGCACCUCAGUGUAGCAAAGGCAAACGUGCACCUGGAUGCCAUGAAAAAGACUGUGGAACGCCUGCAAGUGCAGAGAGAAACCUUGGAACGUAUGAAGGCAGACGUUAAACAACGCUUGGAUGAGGCCAUCAAGAACUUGCCCGCAGAAAUGGUGGCUGGAAAGGGUGUGAAGACAACAACCAGUAUCACGAGGCCACAAGUCAAUGUGGAAGACUUCAUUGAUAGACUUUCAGCUGCCUUCAGAAACCGUAGCAGCAGACAUAACUGAUCAUAACUGUUGUUCUUCUUAUGAGAAAAGUAUUUUCCUAUGCCAUCUGUGUAAGAAGCCCUGCCUACUGAAGUGUUCAUAGCCGGUGCAAAGAAAAGGACAAUACAAAAACUUGCUUUUC